AUGGCAGCAGUUGCAGCGACUGCUCCAACUCCUAGGAGAGCCAUUGAGCUUCCAUCAUAUCAUCAAGUCCCCGAGACGGCCCAUGAGUUGGAUUGGGCGACCCUUGUAACGCUCGACCUAUCCCGGUUUGACGAGCUGGGCGGCAAGCAGCUUCUUGCACAGCAGCUCUUCGAUGCAGUCCGAAAUAUUGGAUUCUUCUACAUUGUUAACUUUGGCCUUAGCCAGGAAGAGGUGGAUCGCCAGUUUGCCCUCGGCAACGAAGUGUUCAAACUACCCACGGAAGAGAAACUGAAGUACCGCGCGGAGCUGGAGACGGGGGGCUAUAACGGUUACAAACCUCUUGGACUUCGGGAGGUUCGCCCCGGCUUGUUCGAUAACACGGAAAUCUACAAUAUCCCCAAGUUUAUCCCCGCUUACGAGCGCCCUCAUCCGGCGGUCAUCAACGAGAACCGCGAGGAGAUCGAAAAGUUCGCCCGUCACAUCCACGAGAAGGUUGUCGGCAAGCUCCUUGUUCUCUUCGCUAUCAUUCUCGAGCUCCCAGAAGAUUUCUUUCUCAAACUGCAUCGGUAUGACGAGAAAAGCGACUGCCACCUUCGGUAUAUGAAGUAUCACCGCCGGACCGAGGAGCAGAACCGCCUCCUACACAACGUCUGGGUCAAGGGCCACACAGACUUUGGAAGCUUGACACUACUUUUCCGCCAGCCCGUCGCAGCCCUUCAAGUGAGAACGCCGGCUGGGGAGUGGAACUGGGUCAAACCGUACCCUGGAAGUAUCACGGUGAACCUCGCCGACGCGUUAGAGUUCCUCACCAACGGCUUUCUCAAGAGCAGCAUCCACCGCGUCGUCGUCCCUCCUCCUGACCAGCAGGGGAUCGACCGUCUUGGGGUCUUGUAUUUUGUGCGACCCGAGGACGAUGUCCAGCUACGGCCAAUCGAGAGCGAGGUGCUGAAACGGCUGGGGUACAACGAAUCAACGGAUGACAGCGUCGUGGGAAUCACAGCAGGUGCCUGGGUAAAGGCUCGAGUUGCCAAAGGUGUCGCAAAGGACGGACCGAAGAGCGAACUCGAGGAGCAGGUCAUCAUUGGCGGGAAGACAGCCAAAUACUACGAUUGA
Messenger RNA from Phialemonium atrogriseum, 1113 nucleotides. RefSeq lists its product as uncharacterized. Bases 1 to 1113 code for a protein of 370 amino acids. The record is from RefSeq and is a predicted model, not a curated record. The transcript has 4 exons. NCBI's taxonomy places the organism in Eukaryota, Fungi, Ascomycota, Sordariomycetes, Cephalothecales, Cephalothecaceae. Gene Ontology annotation, molecular function: 2-oxoglutarate-dependent dioxygenase activity.